AUGGACACACAGCAGUCGUCCCCCCUGCUCCGCCUGCCUGUCGAGCUUCUCUACGCCAUCUUCACCGACGUGUACGCCAGUCGCUUACUCAAAGGCCGUCUCUGCCGCGCGCUUCUCCAUCUUCAGGACGACCUCUCGAAGCGCAAGUACAGGAGGGUCAAGCUCGUCGGCUCGCAGAAGCUCCUGCAGUACGCGCAGACGAUUGAGACGAGGUACAUGCUCGGGCGCGCUUGCGAGUCGAUGACGAUCACGAGCGACGAGCAGCGGCCGCACGACAAACUCACCGACGUCGACCUCGAGGCCUUCUUCGCCAACUUACCGAACUUGCGCCGCUUUGUAUGCGACAGUACGCAACUCUGCGUCGCUUUCACCAGCCUCCUCAAGUCGCCCGGCAGGACGCCUUUUCCGCAACUCGAGGAACUCGACUUGUCGCCGCCCAAGUCACUGUCCUUCCCCGUGAACUCCCUUCUCAAGCUCUCCUCGCUCACCGACUUGGAGAUUGUGAACUACCGUCCGGAGAUCGAGGCUUCCGUCGAUGUCGAGGAUGAGGAGCCGAUCCUGCUGCCUCGCGACCUCGGCACGAUCAACGACCUCUCGCUGAGCGGGCCUAGCAAGAAGAGCUGGGAACUGACGGAGCACCUGCGCCCUUUCAAGCAUCUUACGCACCUGGAUGUCGGAGGUCGUUGCGCUUUACUCGACGCGAAGACUGCCGACUUCCUCCGCCGCCGGCCUCUCGCGUACCUUCGCUUCGGUCCCGGCGCCAUCCUUUCGGCAAGUUGUCUUCUUGCAGUCGUUUCCGGAACCAGCAAACAUCGUCAUCUGAAGAAGCUUGUCCUGGACAACGUGUCAGCGAGCUGCUUCUGCGAUGAUGGCUACCUCGAGUACAUGAUCUUUGCCUCGGACUGGCUCGACCACGGAUACAGGCUUCCUCGCUGGACGAAGGCCUUCUCUCGCAAGGGUUGCGAGUCGCUCAUCGCCGCGACCCAGACCGGGACGAUCAAGCUCCUCGGCAGUGCAGUCGCAGCUGUUACCCUCGAGGACAAGAUUCGCAAGAACCAGCAGUCUGUCGAGGAGUUCCUUCAAGGCUUGGACGCGAAGAGGCGUCGCAUGUGGCGUGACCUUGGUUUUGCGGAACCUUGA
This is a messenger RNA of Rhodotorula toruloides NP11, 1140 nucleotides long. RefSeq lists its product as uncharacterized. NCBI's taxonomy places the organism in Eukaryota, Fungi, Basidiomycota, Microbotryomycetes, Sporidiobolales, Sporidiobolaceae. The coding region runs from base 1 to 1140 and encodes 379 amino acids. The record is from RefSeq and is a predicted model, not a curated record. The transcript has 4 exons.